This is a messenger RNA of Xylona heveae TC161, 3388 nucleotides long. RefSeq names its product glycosyltransferase family 2 protein. The record is from RefSeq and is a predicted model, not a curated record. NCBI's taxonomy places the organism in Eukaryota, Fungi, Ascomycota, Xylonomycetes, Xylonales, Xylonaceae. The transcript has 6 exons. Gene Ontology annotation, cellular component: cell periphery; cell septum. The coding region runs from base 481 to 3120 and encodes 879 amino acids. Gene Ontology annotation, molecular function: chitin synthase activity.
AGUGUCCGUAACAGAUGAUUUAACGCCCGAGGCGGAGCAGAUAGUCAACAAAGCCCAGCGCGAGGUACAAUCCUCCGCUCCGCUCGAUUCCAUGGUACGGUGCCAGGAAAUUGUUCCAAUUAUAUUCCUGGCGCACUGCCUCCUUCUCAGGGUAUUCAUGUGCUUUUCUAUUAUAAUUUGAGACUGUUGGCGCCACAAAACUUUUGCCCAGGCAUCCAAUUCAAAGUCAAACAACGUAUCGCAUCGCUACGAAGCGUUACUCCGCAUUCUCUAUCUACUACAUACGUCUGUGCUUAAGCUGAGCCGGAAGUGUCGCCUCAGGUGGUCAGGCCAAGAGUCGAUUGCUGCCUUCGAGAGCCAUAGAAAGGUGUGGUAUUAAACCUCGCGAUCAGAGCCCGGGAUCUCUCAUUCCUGAAAGAGGCCUGAGCUCCUCCUGAAGAAACUCAUAGAGCGCCAUCUUCUUCUCUCGCUACUGCGACCAUGUCGUAUCACCGAGUUCCUGAUCCCAAUGAUCCUCGAAAUCAUGGCUACCCUUCGCCGUCAGUAGAUCCUCGCUCUCCGUCGCCGCAUCUUCAAGACCCUUACUAUGCUGCCGGUCACCCAGGCUAUCAGCAGCAUAGUUCAGGAGACCUUGCGCUCUCUCCAGAGGAGCAUCAUGACGCUUUCUUCAAUCAGCCUUAUACGCCAUCUCCGCACGACGAAUAUCCGUUGACGCAAUAUCCUACGGAAUACCAGCAUGGCGACUUUGCGCAACAACCGUAUUACGCGGAAAAUGAUCAGGUACCGAUUUUGCAAUCAGGAAAUGCAUACGGACCUGAUCCUCACGAGCCUGAGGAAUAUUUGGCCGGUUAUGACGAGGCGUCUGCGCCCAUGGCCCCUAGCCCUGCGCCCAUUCGCAGAUGGAAGACUGUCAAAGAAGUACAGCUCUUCCAGGGCAAUUUGGUGCUUGACUGCCCUGUUCCACCUAGGCUACUCAACCAGAUCCACCACGCGCAACCGCCAGACCGUGACGAGUUCACGCAUAUGAGAUACUCUGCGGCAACCUGCGAUCCUUCUGAAUUCUACCAGGAGCGUUUCACAUUGCGACAGAGGCUGUUCGCUAAGCCUCGACAUACCGAGUUGUUCAUCGUGGUCACUAUGUACAAUGAGGAUGAUGUUUUGUUUGCGCGGACAAUGACCGGUGUCUUUAAAAACAUUGAGUACAUGUGUAAUCGGUCAAGCAGCCAGACCUGGGGCAAAGAAGCGUGGAAGAAAAUUGUCGUCUGCGUGGUGAGCGAUGGUCGUGCCAAAAUCAAUCCACGUACCCGGGCUGUGUUGGCCGGUCUAGGUGUCUACCAAGACGGCAUCGCCAAGCAGCAGGUCAAUGGCAAGGACGUGACAGCCCAUCUUUACGAGUAUACUACGCAAAUGGGCCUGGAGCUCAAGAAUGGCAUUGUCAGCGUGAAGAAGGGUACCACUCCAGUACAGAUGCUCUUUUGUCUCAAGGAGAAGAACCAAAAGAAGAUCAACUCCCAUCGGUGGUUCUUCCAGGCCUUUGGCACAGUUCUCCAACCCAACGUCUGCGUUCUGUUAGACGCUGGAACACGGCCAGGCAAAGAUUCAAUCUACCAACUCUGGAAAGCCUUUGACAUCGAGCCCAUGUGUGCGGGCGCCUGCGGUGAGAUCAAGGCUCUUUUGGCCCACGGAAAGAAGCUCGUCAAUCCUCUCGUGGCCACCCAAAAUUUUGAGUACAAAAUGAGCAAUAUCCUCGAUAAGCCUCUCGAGUCGGCUUUUGGAUUCAUCUCUGUCCUUCCCGGUGCUUUCUCGGCCUACCGGUUCGUCGCUCUACAGAAUGAUGCCAAUGGCGAAGGUCCGCUAGAGAAGUACUUUGCGGGCGAGAAGAUGCAUGGCGCUAAUGCCGGCAUUUUCACUGCCAAUAUGUAUCUCGCCGAAGAUCGUAUCCUUUGCUUUGAGCUUGUCUCGAAGCGGAAGUGUCACUGGAUUUUGCAAUACGUCAAGUCUUCGACUGGUGAAACGGAUGUGCCAACUGAGAUGGCAGAUUUUAUUCUCCAGCGUCGACGAUGGCUGAACGGCAGUUUCUUCGCUGCGGUUUACGCUCUGGCUCAUUCGUAUCAGAUCUUCCGGAGCAAUCAUAGCGCCAUCAGAAAGUUUAUGUUUCUGCUUGAGUUCUCCUACCAGACUAUCAACAUGCUUUUCGCGUGGUUUGCCAUCGGUAACUUUUUCUUGGUUUUCCGCAUUUUGACCACUUCUUUGGGAGACAAAGACCUUCUUGGUGAAGUCGGAAAGAUCCUUGGCCUUGUAUUUGAAUGGCUUUAUCUUGCGACGCUACUUACCUGUUUCGUACUUGCUCUGGGCAACCGGCCACAAGGAUCGAACAAGUUUUACAUGUCGCAAGUAUACUUCUGGGGUUGCAUCAUGAUUUAUUUGAUCUUUGCAUCAGUCUUCAUUACCGUGAAAUCAAUCCAAGAAGAGCUGAAGGAGCACCAUUUUAGCGUGGGCCAGUUAUUUGCCAACAAGAUCUUCUUCAACUUGAUGGUUUCCAUGUUGUCGACCUACGUCCUUUGGUUCGUUUCUUCGCUGCUGUUUUUCGAUCCCUGGCACAUGUUCACCUCGUUCAUCCAAUACCUUCUCAUGACCCCCACAUACAUCAAUAUUCUUAACGUAUACGCAUUCUGUAAUACGCACGACAUCACUUGGGGAACUAAGGGCGAUGACAAACCCGCCAAACUGCCCUCGGCAGUCACCAAGCCAGGAGGAAAAGUCGACGUCGACAUGCCCCAGGAUGACACCGAUCUCAAUGCUUCAUACGAGAAUGAAUUACGCGCAUUUGCAGCCAAGGCUCCGAAGGAGGUUCGAGAAGUCUCCCCGGCAGAAAAGCAGGAAGAUUAUUACAAGGGAUUCCGAAGUGCAGUCGUCUUGGUUUGGAUGUUCUGCAAUCUUGCGCUCGCCGCAGUGGUCCUCAAUGUCGCUGGUGUGCAGAAUCUCUCCAAGCAAGAUGACGACAAUCAAAGAGUGACAAUCUACAUGGCGGUUGUCCUGUGGAGUGUUGCCGGCUUGUCCGCAUUCAGAUUUACAGGCGCCAUGUGGUUUUUGAUAGUUCGCAUGUUCCGCGGCGUCUAAAUGCUGAUUAGCAUCUCCGCUGUCAAUGUUGAUAUGUGUCCGAGUCAUAUCCCAGCACGAAGAUACGAUUGAUAUACCACAUUGUUUUGUCUAUCUUGUUGCCAUGUCUACAGCGAUAGCAUUUUCUCGCGUUAUAUCAUAAAUUCUUUUGUUUCUUUUGAUUAGCUUUCUCUUACAAUGUAUUUCAAACUUUCAUAUUCUUCUAGACCAGCCAAUGUUUAAAGAUAAGGUAGUUACAAGUCUCAUUCAUUUCAGACAUAAGCCCGUG